AUGUCAUCCUGUUAUCUAUCUAUCUAUCUAUCUAUCUAUCUAUCUAUCUAUCUAUCUAUCUAUCUAUCUAUUCUGAUCAUAUCUAUCUAUCUGAGUCUGUUCUAUCUAUCUAUCUAUCUAUCUAUCUAUCUAUCUAUCUAUCUAUCUAAUUCUGUCUAUCUCAUUUUGUUCAUUACCUAUCUAUCUAUCUAUAUUUCUUUCUUUUCUUUUUUUCUUUUAAUCCUGUUAUCUAUCUAUCUAUCUAUCUAUCUAUCUAUCUAUCUAUCUAUCUAUCUAUCUAUCUAUCUGUUAUUGUCAUCUAUCUAUUAUCUAUUAUCUAUCUAUCUAUCUCAUCCUAUCUAUCUAUCUAUCUAUCUAUCUAUCUAUCUAUCUUCUGUUCAUUAUCUAUCUAUCUAUCUAUUUCUAUCUAAUUCUAUUUCAUUAUCUAUCUAUCUAUCUAUCUAUCUAUCUAUCUAUCUAUUUCUUUUUCUUUCUUUUUUCUUUCUAUGUCAUCCUGUUAAUUAUCUAUCUAUCUUUCUUAUCUUUUCUAUCUAUCUAUCUAUGUCUGUUCAUAUUAUCUAUCUACCUAUCUAUCUAUCUAUCUAUCUCUAUCUCUAUCUAUCUAAUUCUUUUUCAUUAUCUAUCUAUCUAUCUCAUUUUGUUUUCCAUCUAUCUAUCUAUUUCUUUUUUUUUUUCUUUCUAUAUCAUCUGUUAAUUAUCUAUCUAUCUAUCUAUCUAUCUAUCUAUCUAUCUAUGUCAUUGUCUAUCUAUCAUCUAUCUAUCUAUCUAUCUAUCUAUCUAUCUAUCUAUAUCAUCCUGUUUUAA
Messenger RNA from Acanthosepion pharaonis, 804 nucleotides. The record is from the annotation of a GenBank genome assembly. NCBI's taxonomy places the organism in Eukaryota, Metazoa, Mollusca, Cephalopoda, Sepiida, Sepiidae.